This is a messenger RNA of Neohortaea acidophila, 2097 nucleotides long. Its product is annotated as WD40-repeat-containing domain protein. Gene Ontology annotation, molecular function: dynein complex binding; microtubule plus-end binding. The coding region runs from base 1 to 2097 and encodes 698 amino acids. Gene Ontology annotation, biological process: establishment of mitotic spindle orientation; vesicle transport along microtubule; nuclear migration. The transcript is spliced from 3 exons. The record is from RefSeq and is a predicted model, not a curated record. NCBI's taxonomy places the organism in Eukaryota, Fungi, Ascomycota, Dothideomycetes, Mycosphaerellales, Teratosphaeriaceae. Gene Ontology annotation, cellular component: microtubule associated complex; cytoplasmic microtubule; nuclear envelope.
AUGUACUACCAAAGAUACCUGUGGAGCAUCUGCAACCGCCGCGAAUGGCCCGAACCAGAGUACAAAGCCUGGCAAACGUCGCACGGCCACUACUGCAUCGUGCGCGUCAACAACAGAGAAUACACAACCGGCCUGCCCUUCACCACCCACGCUGGCGCGCAGGAAAACGCCGCCGCGCAGGCCUGGAUGAUCUGCCGCGCCUUCUCGGCCAACGACGGCAUGCUUCCUGGCCAGCGGCCGGGGCAGGUUGCGCCUAAUGGCAUCCAGCAGGGCAAACGGGUUGCGAUUGGAGAGGGGAGACGGAAGGCUGCUGUUCCGCUGCCAGCACUGCCGCGGGAUGAAGUUGUGAUGAGUGAGCAGGUGGAGCGGGCUGCGUUGCUGUCGCCUCAUCGGUUGAGUUCGAGCAGUGAUGAGGAUGGCUCUAGCCCGUUCAGCAGUCCGAGGGAUAGUCUGCGCAGCAGCGUGGGCGAAUCCAGCGGUAGUGCGAGGAGCAGCAUGACGAGCGUCGAGGGCAUCAGUCCGAAGACUAGCGCAAGCAACAGCCCGAGCAACAGCGUGAACAACAGUCCCAGGAACAGCGCGGAUAACAGUCCGCGGAACAGUCCGCGCGACAGCGUGAUGGAGAUGUCGCUGCUGGACGGCGCGGAGCCGAUGCCGCAGUAUGGCAAGCCGGCGCAACGGCAUUCGUACUCCAAGAGGGGGAAAAUCCACAAGUCGCUCAUCUCCUACCUCAACGCCUCGGGCUACACCAAAAGCGCACAACAGAUCCGCGACGAGCUGAACCUCCCAGAAAGUAGCUUCGACGCCGCGACGGCGAAAAAGUACGAGGGGCUGCUGGAGAAGAAAUGGACGAGCGUCGUGCGGCUGCAGAAGAAGAUUAUGGAUCUCGAGAGCAAGGCGAGUCAGUUGCAGCAUGAGUUGGACAACGCCACUCCGUCUUCGCUGGCGGCGCGCCGGAAUCAUGAUCCUGCGACGUGGUUGCCGAGGGCGCCGGCGAGGCAUACGCUGCAGUCGCAUCGGCAGCCUAUUACUUGCGUUGCUUUCCAUCCGCUGUUCUCCAGUCUGGCUUCCGGGAGUGAGGACUGCACGAUCAAGAUUUGGGAUUAUGAGCUCGGAGAGCUGGAGAGGACGUUGAAGUCGCACACCAAGGCGGUGCUGGAUGUGGACUUUGGCGGGCCGAGGGGGAAUACGUUGCUGGCGAGCUGCAGUUCCGAUUUGACUAUCAAGCUGUGGGAUCCGGCGGAGGAGUACAAGAAUAUCCGCACGCUGCCCGGACACGAUCAUAGCGUGAGCAGUGUCCGCUUUAUUCCUUCUGGCGCUGCUGGUGCCCCGCUGUCGGGGAAUUUACUUGCAUCGGCGAGCAGGGACAAGACGAUUCGGAUAUGGGAUGUGACGACGGGGUACUGCCUGCGGACGCUGAGGGGGCAUGCGGACUGGGUGCGCUCGCUGUCACCUACAUUCGACGGACGAUGGCUGCUAUCGACCUCCUCCGACCAGACGAGUCGAAUGUGGGACCUCUCGCAACCCGACUCCAACACCAUGAAGCAGACCUUCACCGCGCACGAGCACGUGGUAGAAUGCUGCGCCUUCGCACCCCCGACAUCAUACCCGCACCUCGCAGCACUCGCAGGCCUGAAAAAGCCACCACCCGCCUCCUCCUCGGCCGAAUUCGUCGCGACAGGCGGCAGAGACAAGCUCAUCAAACUCUACUCCACAAACGGCGUGUGCAUCAAAACGCUCACGGGCCACGACAACUGGAUCCGCGCGCUCGCAUUCCACCCCGGCGGCAAGUAUCUCCUCUCGUGCUCCGACGACAAGACAGUUCGCUGCUGGGAUCUGGCGCAGGAGGGCAAGUGCGUGCGCACGGUCGAGGCGGCGGAUCACUUUGUGUCGUGCUUGCGUUGGGCGCCGAGUAUUUACAAGGAAGCGCCUGCGCGGGAGAGUAUUGGGGGAGGGGCGACGACUAAUGGGACCACGACGACGACAACGACGAUGGCUAACGGCACGAAGGAGGAGGGAGGAGGGGUGAAGGAGCAGAUUCGGUGCAUGCUUGCGUGCGGCAGCGUGGAUUUGAAUGUGCGGGUGUUUACCGCUUGA